Messenger RNA from Rhipicephalus sanguineus (brown dog tick), 2163 nucleotides. Its product is annotated as CAP-Gly domain-containing linker protein 4. The record is from RefSeq and is a predicted model, not a curated record. Gene Ontology annotation, biological process: cytoplasmic microtubule organization. The transcript is spliced from 13 exons. Gene Ontology annotation, cellular component: microtubule plus-end; nucleus; cytoplasm. The coding region runs from base 232 to 2142 and encodes 636 amino acids. Gene Ontology annotation, molecular function: microtubule plus-end binding. NCBI's taxonomy places the organism in Eukaryota, Metazoa, Arthropoda, Arachnida, Ixodida, Ixodidae.
GGGGCGCCGCCGGGCCGCCGGCUUCUGUUUUCGUUCUAGUUUUCGUAUUUCUCCGUGGACUACGCGGUGUUAGCGACCUCGUUGUGUUAUGCGUGGCCGCUGUUGACCAAGUUGGCAAAACGCAGGUCACCGGUGCGACGACAUCAUUGGCGUGAGGUCCGGGCAAUUCUUUUGGCACGCCGGAAGACCUCAGGUUGAGAGUGCCCAGCAAUCUCCCCUAGCGCAUCGUCCAUGGGUGUUGGUGACGCUGAAGACGGCAGAGAUGGGGCCAGGAGAGGGAGCCAUGUGUCGAGGCAGCAUGCCAUCGUAUACCAGCCAACAGAUGCCCCGGCAUGCCCGCAGUGUCGCAUGUUGGACGUACCAUUCUUCGACACCGACUGCCCCAACUGUCUCAACAUCCUGCAUAGUGACGACACCACCGUGCCAGAGAUCUUUGCCAUCCUUCGCCAGUGGGUGCCGCGCACCCAGAAGGACAUCAAGGCACUCUGUACUGAGGUUUUGAAACGAGGUGCUCACGUCAACGAUCGUGAUGGCCUGACAGACAUGACGCUCCUGCACUAUGCCUGCAAGUCAGGGGCCACUGGUGUUGGCGACCUGACGAGCUCGACGCAAACUGUGGGCAUUCUCCUGGACUACGGUGCGGACCCCACAUUGCGCUGUCGUUGGACCGACAUGGCCCCGAUUCACUACGCUGCAUACUUUGAUGUUCCUCCUGUGAUCGAAUUGCUUCUAAAGGCAACCAAGAGGUCAGACAUUGACAGCCCCUGCCAGGUGUUUGAUGGCGGCACACCACUCCACAUAGCAGCGGCUACUCUCUGUCUGGGAGCUGCUCAGACCCUCGUGGACUGUGGAGCCAGUCUGACCAGUCUGGACAGCUUGGGGAGAAUCCCCUUCGAAUGCGUUCCGGAGAUGAGGAAGGGUGAAGCGUUGCCCAGCGAGGUCAGCACGGCAUGCAACAUGCGAGACCUGCUGCGCUGCUCGCUGCCCUCUGGGGUCCAUGGCUCUGAUGGCAGCGGCCCACAGCAGGAAUCGGCCUCUUCUCCAUCGACGGGCCGCGUCUUGCUGCAGUCGCUGGGGCUCAAGAUUGGCGACAAAGUCACCGUGGGCGGCUCUAAGGUUGGCACGCUGCGGUAUUGCGGGACCAUCCAUUUUGCCACUGGGAUCUGGGCUGGCGUGGAGCUGUGUAACCCACUUGGGAAGAACGACGGUUCGCUCGGCGGAGUCUCUUACUUCCAGUGCCCUAUGAAUCACGGAAUAUUCGCUCCAAUAACGAAGAUUCAGAAGUAUGAUGGCAGCACUCAGGUCGACACAGUGUCUUCACCUACGAAGCCGAGCCGUCCACCGAAGAGUAUUUCAUACCCAAAGGUGGAUGUGUCCCAUGUAUCCUCAAAAAUUGAGACGGGUCUCUCCAACUUGAGACAGAAGCAGCAUCUGUACGAUCGGAAGAACAACAAGCUCUCCAUCGGAGACUCCGUCGUCGUGGGUCAGAGAAAAGGAGUGGUGCGCUUUCUGGGCGAAACGCAGUUUGCACCAGCACAAUGCGAGCAACCGUCGCCCGAACGCACAGGGUACUGGUGCGGUAUUGAGCUGGCCAAGCCCGAAGGCAAGAACAACGGCUCCGUCAAUGGCAUCACUUAUUUCUCCUGCCCUGCGAACCAUGGCGUCUUCGCUCAGCCUUCCAAGGUCAAAUGGAUACCUCCAGGGACAGAUGAGGAAGCGUCUGACCUGGACUCCUUGGUCGAUCUGAACACAUCCAUCAGCAGAAGCUCCACAGAUGGUGAUUCGGGUGGCAGCCCCGCAUCCCAGAGAUCAACUGGCACCGAUAAGAAACCACCCACAAAGUCCCAGCAUGCUAAAACUGUGCAGACCGUGCUCAAGAAGGGCUGCUGGCUGACAGUGGGGAUGAAUGUGUUUGUCUGCAAUGAGCUGGGCGUUAUCCGGUACAUCGGUCCGGUGCACUUUGAGGAAGGCACCUGGCUCGGGGUGGAACUGCGCGGGCCCACGGGUCGGAACGAUGGCAGCGUCCAGGGAAGGCGCUACUUCACGUGCAAGCCGAAUCACGGCCUCAUCGUGAGGCCCAACAAGGUCACGGUGCGGGGUAUUAACAGUGCCAAGCUGUUUGAAGAGCAGCCGCAUUCUUGAGAAUGGCUUUUAGCUUAUUUU